AUGGAUACUGUUCAUAUGCUAUCAGUGAACGACUCUGACAAUACAAAAUGUUCUCUACAUUUGGGAAACUCGCUAAAAUGUUUCUGUAGAAGUUGUUGUCUGCCCCUGUGUGAUAAAUGUGUGAUAGACGGAGGCCAUGUUGCCCAUGAAAGAAGUGAACUAGAGGCAGUCUUAGAAUUCUUCAAGGGAGCAAUAUCAAAUGAAAACAGAGAAUUAAUCAAUUACAUAAAACCAUUUUACCAAAAGGUUUUGAACACCACAGAAGAACAGUUAAGAGAAUUAACGCAUAUCUACGAAAAGGUGAAACAUGCUGUUCAAAAUUUUGGAGAAAAUUUGCGCAGGGAAAUUGAUAUUGCUGUAAAAAAUUUGCGUACUUUCCUGGACGAGAAAGAAAUGAAAGAUAAGAAAGACUUACAAAAUCAAAAGGAAAAUUACUCAGAAAAAUUGAAUAAAAUAGCUGAAACUAUUUCGCAAAAUGAAAAGUUACUUGGCUCUAAAAAUGCUGAAGAAGUACUGAAUUUUAGAUCUAGCGUUGCAUACUUUCAUUCGUAUCCUAGUCAAGUGAAACUGGAUUUUCCCUGCUUCAUACCAAAUAUGAAGAAUCCAGAAAUUAAAGAAAAAAUUUUGGCACUUUUGGGGAAAAUUUUGUGCACUUCUGAUAAAAGCGUUACCCCUGAUCUAAAAAUCGACAACACUCAAAGGAUGAAAUUGCAACUGCUGGAGCAGCCAGGUGUUUUAAAAGUCCUUAAAACUAGAUUUUACCCCGAUUCCCUAGAUCAUAAAUUAUACACUUUGUCUUGUAUAAACUCAGAAACAGUUCUAGUCGGUGGCAACGACUAUGUGCUUUUGGAAAGAACACUAUACUACAAUGAUUCACGGCAUUCUCAACCCGUUGAAAUCACUUAUAAAGGAUUUUAUUUUGCCUUGUCUUCCGAUGGUGUGAUAUUUUACUCAGAUAAAGAAGACAAGUCUGUGAAAACAAUAAAAAAUCGUAUAUCUAAUAAAAUUUCCACGUUCCUGAAAUUUGAUUCAUGGAUACCAAGAGGUUUAACCAUGACCCCCUAUGACCACCUACUCAUUUGCCUGUAUAGAAGAAAGCAGUCCAAGGUGGCACAGUAUACUCAAGCUGGAAAAAUUGUACAGGAAAUCCAAUACAGCAAUCAAAAACUUUUAUAUGAGCAUCCCAUGUUUAUCUGUUGCAACAAAAAUGGUGACAUUUGCACAGCGGACUAUGAGAAACGAGAAGUUAUUGUUGUGGAUCAGUUUGGCGUCUUUCAGUUUUCUUAUGAUGGCAACACACUAACAGGAAAUGUAAAUACCUUUACUCCAAGCAAUAUGGCUACAGAUCAUCUGUGCAAUAUUGCAAUCACCGAUUUCGAAAACCACAAGAUCCAUCUUUUGGAUAAAUACGGACAAUUUCUUCGAUUUCUAAAUCCAGAUGUGGGAAUCAGCCAUCCUAGAGCUAUUGCCAUUGACAAGGAUGGGAAAAUGUGGCUUGGGGAGGGGAAAAGCGGAAAAAUUAAAGUCCUACAUUAUUUGAAAUAA
Messenger RNA from Saccostrea echinata, 1545 nucleotides. RefSeq lists its product as uncharacterized. Gene Ontology annotation, molecular function: zinc ion binding; ubiquitin protein ligase activity. The record is from RefSeq and is a predicted model, not a curated record. Bases 1 to 1545 code for a protein of 514 amino acids. NCBI's taxonomy places the organism in Eukaryota, Metazoa, Mollusca, Bivalvia, Ostreida, Ostreidae. The transcript has a single exon. Gene Ontology annotation, biological process: proteasome-mediated ubiquitin-dependent protein catabolic process; protein polyubiquitination.